AUGAUUCUCACACAUUGCAGACGGACAAUACUGUCGCCAGCCUUUUCGGCAUGUCGCCGAUCCAUUUCUACUCUCCCUAACAACCCUCACAUCUCGCCUACUGUCAAUGUCCUCUCUUUCCUGCCCACAUCGCCUCCCACAGGGUCGCUUGCUAUCGGUGUCACCUCGCAGAUCCCGCCCACGCCAGACUCGUUGCGCGAGAACCAAUCAUUCAUGAAAGUCCUACAAUCCGUGAUACGAGAACAUGCGACCAAGGACCCCGACGUCAUUGGACAAGCUCAAGCAUAUGCCAGCUCAUCUGGAUCAUCGUUGGGUUCAGGAGGUGUCUUCUUCCCUCAGACGCAACACAAACGUAGCAAGAGACGCGCAGGAUAUGGUGGAGGAGGCGGCGCUGGCGGUGACGGAGCUGGAGGAGCAUCCGCUCAGGGCGGCGCGGGAGGAGCAGGAAGAGGAGGCCACAUUCACGUCAGUGACCAGAGGAACCCACCAGAUUAUGGUCGCGUCGCAUGGCCCGAGGACAUAUUCGGCAGUCUCGAGGUUGACGCAGUCGGCAAUUUUGUGGGUGAGAACGGCAGCUAUCAAGAGAGCGGCACAUACAGAUGCGUCACACGAGAGGGAAUCCCCUACCUUCGCGAGAAGCUCAUUGCACGACUCAAGCAACUGGAGGCGGAGAAGGGAGCCGGCGGGCAGCCUCGUGAGUCUCGUGAUGACAUCGGUAUAGGGUCCGUGCGCUGGGGAAGCAGCGAGGGAGACGAGGGACGGCUCCUCCGCUUGAUCGCUGCUUGCUGUUUGCUGCUAUGCGCCCUCCCCGAGACACAACCCACCAAGCACGUCGACCUCUUAUCUGCUGUCACGACACGGAACCCUAGCCAAACGCUUCCAAUCCCAGUCGGCCACCCUCACAGCAACGACGGCCACGUUGCCAGCCUUCAAGUGCGACGUCGGCGCCUACCCGCUGCGGCAUCCCUCCGGCGACAUCACAGCGCAUCCCGACACCAAGUGCGCCCUCAACAAUCUUGCUCGCCAACAAGUCCCGACCUCGACUCGUCGCUUCCUUGUCUCCGCCCACAACCUUGGCCGAGCAGCCACGACGCCGCUCCGCCCAUCAUGGCUCAGGCCUUCGACGACGAUGACCUCUCGCUCUCCAUGACCCGUCGCCCGACCAAUGGCUCACAAACCGACGACUUGAAUCCGCCCACUGCUUUGGCUGCCAUUUCAAAAUCACAACCUGCUCCUCCUGCUACCAACAAGAGACGCCUGGGUCAAUAUGACAUUGUCAGAACACUAGGCGAGGGCUCCUUUGGCAAGGUCAAGCUGGCCGUCCACAAGGUCAGCGGCCAGAAGGUCGCCCUCAAAAUCAUCUCUCGCCAGAAGCUCGUCACUCGCGACAUGGCUGGCCGUAUAGAGCGCGAGAUCCAAUACCUGCAACUGCUGCGCCAUCCUCACAUCAUCAAGCUCUACACCGUCAUCACAACCCCAAAGGAGAUCAUCAUGGUCCUCGAGUACGCCGGCGGUGAGCUGUUCCAGUACAUUCUUGACCACGGACGCAUGCCCGAGGACAAGGCUCGCAAGUUCUUCCAGCAGAUCGUGUGCGCCGUCGAGUACUGCCAUCGUCACAAGAUCGUCCACCGUGACCUCAAGCCCGAGAACCUGCUCCUCGAUGACGCUCUCAAUGUCAAGAUUGCCGACUUUGGUCUGAGUAACAUCAUGACCGAUGGCAAUUUCCUCAAAACUAGUUGUGGCAGUCCGAACUAUGCAGCCCCUGAAGUCGUCGGGGGCAAGCUAUAUGCCGGUCCUGAGGUCGAUGUCUGGAGUUGUGGUGUUAUCCUUUAUGUACUGCUUUGUGCUCGCCUGCCCUUUGACGAUGAAUACAUCCCGACGCUUUUUAAGAAGAUUCAGUCCGGCACGUAUCAUACGCCAAGCUACAUUUCAUCUGGAGCUGCUCGUUUGAUCAAGAGGAUGCUGCAAGUCAGCCCUGUCACUCGUAUCACCAUUGACGAGAUCAAGCUCGACCCGUGGUUCCUCAAGGAGCUGCCCGACUACCUCACACCGCCUGUUGAGGAGUUCAUGGAUCAGGGCAUUGACCCCAACAGAUCAAUUGACCCAGCCAAAUUGGCCCCUACGAAGCCUGCAGUUGUGCAACAGAAACUGCACGAGAGUGUAGUGGGCAAGCUAGGCAAGACUAUGGGAUAUGCAAAGGAUGAUGUGACCGAGGCCCUCGCUAAGGAUGAGCCCAGCGCAAUCAAAGACGCCUACCUCAUAGUGCGUGAAAACACUAUCAUGAAAGCUAACCCCUCGCUCGCACACAACCCUGAUCUGCAGCCAUGGCUUGCUCAAUCGCCGCCGACCUUCCAAACCACCGUCACUUCUCCACCAAAUGCUCGCCAUCCUGCGCCUGGAACGUCCAAUCCAGCCUCGAACGUCGAGCAUCCUCGUCACGGUUCUACUAGCUCUGCUCACGAAGCUCGCACUCCUGCGACGACGAUUGAAGCCAUGCUAGCCAUUUACAAAGCACUAAAGGCAAUGAACGCCGUUUGGGAAGCUCCUGUCGUACGUCGUCCUGGCCAUGGUGAAGGAAGCCCGCCACGGAAUCGCCGGCGUCACGCCAGGGACGGAAGUCAAAGUCCCGAAUAUUCCGACUCGGACCCAGAGGCUGGCACUGAUCCCGAAUACUCUACUCAUGAAGAACGUGCUAGACGCCGUUCUCGUGGUGGACACGCAUCAGACAUGUCAGACGACGACUUUGGCGAGGAACUGUCUCGCAGCCAAGGCCGCAAGUCAAAUAUUCGUGAACCCCUUGGACCUGAGAAUGAUUGGGGCUACAAGAUCCCCGAAGACCCCUGGAUCAUCAACGCAAGAUUCCGCAAGGAUGGUAUGUUCCCGCCCGGCGUAGCACACCCAUCAUCAACACACUCUAGCCGUGUGGACCUGCAAGAAGGAAUCCGUCGCCGCAGCUCAACAAUGGGAAGCAGCACUAGUCUAGCAGCCUCACCCGCAGGUUUCAACUCACCCGUCCAACCAAGCAGUGUCCACGGCAGUGCCCACGCGUCUACCGAUAAUAUCGCCGCCACAGGCCCCAGCAGCUUUGGUCAAGAAAGCCUGCGUCGCCGUCACCCCGCACCCAACGAGAGCGCUUGGGUGUACGUGACCAUCCAACUGUACUGCAUCGAGCAAGAUAGCUUCAUGGUCGAUUUCAAGUGCGCCGGCUACGAACGCCUUGUACGUCGCUUGAGACGCGAGAUCAAGACGCACGCGGACGGUGAGGCGUCUGAUGUUUGGCGCGAAGAAGACCACGACGACGAAGACAUGGAUGAAGGAUACAUGGGCUGUGGACGCAUACCCGAAGAAAAGGACAUUUCGAGUCCCUUCCCCUUCAUGGACGUGGCUAGCAGUCUCAUCGUGCAGUUGGCCCAAGGCGCUUGA
Molecule: messenger RNA, 3423 nt
Organism: Aureobasidium uvarum
Lineage: Eukaryota; Fungi; Ascomycota; Dothideomycetes; Dothideales; Saccotheciaceae
Source: the annotation of a GenBank genome assembly